This is a messenger RNA of Triticum turgidum subsp. durum (durum wheat), 588 nucleotides long. The record is from the annotation of a GenBank genome assembly. Lineage: Eukaryota; Viridiplantae; Streptophyta; Magnoliopsida; Poales; Poaceae.
AUGCCGCCCAUCUCCCUCCUCCCCCUCCUCCUCCUCCUCCUCCUCGCCGGCGCCGCGGCGGCGGCCCCGGCCCCGGCGGAGCCCCCGACCCCGACCCCGGCUCCCCCGCCUCCGCCGGCGAAGAACAAGACCAUCUACGAGCUCCUCCCGCUCUUCGGCCUCCCCGCGGGCGUCUUCCCGGCCAACGUCACCGCCUUCUCGCUCGCCGGCAACGGCAGCCUCGCCGUGGACCUCGCGGGGCCCUGCUACGUGCACUUCGAGUACCUCACCUACUUCGAGCCCCGCGUCACGGGGGUCCUCCGCUACGGCUCCCUCACCGAGCUGGAGGGCGUGCAGGUCCGCCGCUUCCUCGUCUGGUUCAGCGUCGUCCGCGUCAAGGUCGACCUGCCCCCGCCCCCGCGCUUCGUCUACCUCGACAUCGGCUGGAUCACCCGCAAGCUCCCCGCCGCCGACUUCCAGUCCGUCCACGCCUGCGAGGCCGGCAAGCGGCGGAGGAGGUGCCGCCUCUCCUCCGCGCUCGCCGCCGCCGCCGCCUGGUUCCAGGUCCGAUGCACUCCGCCCCGCUGCCCUCUUGAGCUGUUUGAUUGA